AUGGCCAGUAACGGCGAAAACGCAGUUACUUGUACAUACACUCUGUCGAAGCACCUAGCUCGAUAUACGAGGGCCGAUCCGGAACUUCUUAGUGUGGAAAUUCCCAUUCCACCACCGGAGUUCUCUGAUGUCGACGAAUAUGUGGCGGUGUUCGGUGGACGAGGACUACUCGAUGUUGUUGACGAAUUUUUAAAAGUUUUCUUUGAAGAAUUGCGUAAGGAACUGAUCAAUUUUAUCCGAGAGGAGACGCAGAAGUAUCAGGAGAAAAGGGAUGAUGCACUCAUCAUGGAAGCACUGGAGAAGGGAUUCGAGUUGCCAGAUAUAGACACAAAUCAAGCGAUUGUUGCGGAUCCCUCUGAAAGCUUCGCAAACAAGUUCUCAUUCGUCAUGCAGAAUUCCUCUAGCUCCGAGUUGGCUGAGCUAAUGCGAAGGCAAAUCGCCAUGGUGAAUGAGAUGAAUCAAAUCAUUCGAGUAAGGAAUUGGGAAGUGACACAGUUGAGAAACAAAUGUGAAAGUGCCGUCAACGAUGCCUCUUCCAACGUGGACGUCCAUCCUCACGAGCUCAGUAAACUUAAUGAGAAGCUUAGAAAUCUUCAUGCUUCCUACGCCUGUCAAGUAGAAGGACUUUGUGAACGG
This is a messenger RNA of Ostertagia ostertagi, 636 nucleotides long. NCBI's taxonomy places the organism in Eukaryota, Metazoa, Nematoda, Chromadorea, Rhabditida, Trichostrongylidae. The record is from the annotation of a GenBank genome assembly.